AUGGGGGCGUUCGCGCUUUGCGUUCUACUCGCGCUCGCCGCCGCGACCACCGUCCCCGCGGAGCCGAUCGACCUGGCGAACAAGUCGCAGCUGACGAUCCUCAAGUGUUGCCGAUACGGCGAGGAGCUGCGACAGGUGGACAACGACGGGAGCGACGAGGACGCGUUGCCGCGCUGCGAGCGGACGGACAACCGAUGGUCGCCGCUGAUCUUCUCGCCCGCGCGUCAGACGCUCGAGGAGGAGCCGCCCGCAGACUGGCACGUCGUCGACGGCCGGCGUCCGGUAUGCGACAAUCACUCGGAGCUGGUCCACGUACCCUACCGGCAGUCCAACCCGUUUAUCCUCCUCGACAACGGCGACGCGGUCCUCGAGGUCAGCAGCACCAUUUCUGCCGGCCACUACUGCGCCGAUUCGAAGGCCCUGCUGGUGUGCAUGCCGAGGAAAUCGGCAGGUAGCCACGCCGCUGCGACCAUGAGACCGCGAGUGCGACGGUGCUGUGGUGAGAACGCCAGCUUUCACGAAUACGGAAACACUUGCGUCUUCAUAAAAGAGACUGCGGAUGCACCACCUCUGCUGCCAAACGUAUCGUCCGCUAUCGAGAUCGUGACCGGAUUCCCGACCUGUCCGAAAUUCGACAAUUUCACGAUCGUCGGAAACGCGAUGGACGCUACCCUACAGCCCGACGGCAGUUUGGAAGUAAACGGGGUUGUUUUACCUACCGGCCAGUUUUGCGUGGAGAGGAUUAAGGAGCUCAACCAGAUUUCCAAGGUGUUUGCCUGUCCGGAACACGCACCACAAAGACCUGCGGUAAAAGCGACGGACAUCAGAUUCACCCUUUAUCCAGUGGGCUUCAUCAUUAGCGCCGUUUUCUUAGCUGCUACUUUGGCUGCCGGUUGGUUACUGCCGGCCUCUCAUCACGUUCUGCACUGGCGUUGCCAGACUCAUCAUGUCGCUUGCCUAAUGAUGGGCGAUAUUCUUAUGGCCAUCAUUCAACUAGCCGGGGAUUCACUUCAUGGUGCAAGCUGCAAGGCGCUCGCGAUUAUGGCGCACUUCUUCUUCCUGGCUGCUUUCUUCUGGCUGAAUACGAUGUGCUUCAACAUUUGGUGGACGUUUAGGGAUUUGCGACCAGUGAGCUUGGAGAAAGGUCAGGAGACCCUCAGGCUCAGGGUCUAUGCGUGCUACGCUUGGGGUGGGCCCUUCCUUGUCGCCGGUCUGGCAGCCCUUCUCGACCAUCUUCCACCUCAACCGGAGUAUACGUUUCUGAGGCCCCGCUUUGGAGAGAAGCAAUGUUGGUUCUACGGUGACAUGGAAAUUCUGGCGUACUUCUUUGGUCCCAUCGGAGUGCUGUUGGCUGUAAAUCUUAUGUUUUUCGCAGUAACUGCUCGCGAAUUGACGUGCGGUCUCUGGAAAGGCGAAUUCGUGAAGAGCACCACCGAGAGAGCGACGUUGGGCCGCAUAUGCAUGAAACUGGUGAUCGUGAUGGGCGUCACCUGGGUCGCCGACGUGGUUUCAUGGGCUGUUGGCGGGCCGCAGUACAUCUGGUACUUCACCGAUCUGAUAAACGCCUUCCAGGGUGUACUGAUCUUCGCGGCCGUCGGCUGCCAGCCGCAGGUCCGAGCGGCGCUCAAGAGAUUCUUCAGCAGGAACCCCCAGACCAAUGCUGGCAGGCAGGGUAACGGGCACAGCACGACCAGCCACGGGAUGCCCAGCAUGGGGGACAGCGUGACGCAAAAUCCCAGCACCAAAACCGCACCGUUGGAAACCAUUUGCUAGAACGACGGUUUGGCAAUCGAACAACUGCGUCUAGCGUCGUUACGAGGGUCCCCGAAUGCGUCGUUUGUUGUCGCCGCGCGCGUUCAGUUCAGGCCAGAUAAGCGCAAUGAGAGCAAUUCGAUUUGAAUCGCGACUGGAACCCACCGAGAGGUGGCUCGCGGCUGCAAUUUGUCGUUCAACGAAGUUUCACGGGAAACUUACACGGUGACGAGCGAAAGGGUCGUAACGGAAAGACCCACGAGCGGUCCUCUAUUCACCACAGGGGACCAGCGAUUUGCGUCGGCAACUUGUUCACUGUCGUACCGCGUCUCUUCCAUCUUACUUUUUCCUCGCGCGUAAUGUUGCAACUCGACAAGUUACAAACGAGACGCCACCGUCGUGUGUAAUAACGUCGGGCUUAAUCGACCUAAGUAUCGGAGGAUAUUUCCGCAAGAUCGAUUCGGCAAGAGCCUCGGGUUCGUCGACCGGCAAAGGUCGGGAGGACCUCGUUGAAAAUGUUUUCUUAUUGACAUUUCCCAGACAAUACGCGAGCUCGAGGGAGGCCCGGGAGAUGUCUGGAGAACAUCCGAGAGCGUUUAGAGCGCCUUCCGAACGUAUUCUAGAUAUGUUUCGUACUUUCUCGCUGUUUGAGUUCUCGCAAUUUCGCCCAGUGGUCCAGAGAAAUAUUAUUUUACGCUUUAUCGUAUCUGGCCGUAAAAUUUCACACGAAAAUACGGAUUUGUAUUCGUAGUGUGAGACAAAAAAAAGAGAGAAAGAAGGGGUUAAUGGCAAAGAAACGGAUGACACAGCGUUUAAAUCCGUGUACAUGGUAUGGAUCAUGUAAUUUUUCCCCCAGGGCGGAAACGUGAAAAGUGAAAAGUUUCAAGUUACUGUCUCUUUCUAUUCAACACCAAUAGAAAGAAAUAGUUACAUGUAACUUUUCACGUUUCCGUCCUAAGGAAAAAAUUACGUGAUCGCUGUCCUGGGUAAGACUUCACUUUCCAAUCGCGAAACGGUCGUUAACUCACUAUCUCGAGCAUCAACUGUCGAGCGAGAUGCAAUCGGAAAAUCAGCAACGCGCGUACAUACGAUUAUCUGAAACCUCGACGGGUAGCUUCCGGGAUGACAGUAGCUUCUCGUCGGGCGGGCGCCGACAAUCUAUCAGAUUGCACGAGGCAGGGCGGCAAACAGGCGGCAUCUACAGUCAUUGGAUCUGGAAAACUGGAUGCAUACGCGCCCGACAAAGAUAGAUCGUGAAAUUUCGCUGCAUAACGAAAGAACGCUAAUUGUCCAUUCCCGUUUUGGUACAGCCGGACCUGCCGCCGCCGCGAUCCAUCUUCUCUGACAUAAGCAAUUACUCACCGUACGCAAUUAACAGAAACUCUUUGCCACGAAAUCUCGUCGAUCUCUCGCAUUUCACAACAUUUUCAUGGUGUGCGCUUUCCUUUUUCCUUACGUACUGCAUACGUAAUAUCGAAUGGCGCGAGAGAAGGAUUUGAUUCGGAUUUAUGGUACCACGGAUCACCGCUGAAAACUUUGAAUUACGAUAUUUUAAGCCGGGCUCGACGGCUCUCGCACUCGAGUUAAAGUAUCACAAUUCAAAAUUUCUCUCGGCGCUCUAGCUCCGACGAGACACUAUGCAGAUGUCUGUAUACGUUCAACGUAUCUAUCACAAACAGGACGCGAGAAGAAGUGCAGAACGUUCGAGGCGACGGCGUUAACCCGGGCAGCGCAAAUGUUUAAAACCACCGGCACGCGUCUAUUUCGAUCUGAUAUCCUUCGAGCCCCCGCGAGCUCCGCGUGGCGCACCGGCAUUUCACUGUGCUACGUGUUUCAUCUGUACCGCGAAUAUUUCAUUCGCCGAAUGUAACGGGCCCGAUUCGCGGACUGUUUGCAAUUAAAAAAAAAAAAAUUUCUUUUCCGUUUGUCCCCGAAGAGGGUGUCGCUUUUUUUCCGCGAGAUUUACCUUCGCCUGACGAUUAGGAAUACCAGGCGUGUCUUUAUGCAGCCCCGAGAGCCUAUUCGGCCAACGCAUCGUUCAUAAAUCAGAAUUUGUAAUGGCUCUAUGCCGCUAAAACAGACAAUGACGCGUACUCUUCGGACCUCGGUAGCGCGGGCAGAAACAAUGCGUGAUUUAUGAUCGAGGCGAGUUAAUAUUCUUUUUUUUUUUCUCCAACGGACAACGAUAUUCAUUGAUAUUAAUAAUAUCGGCUCGCGACUAGCGCAAGUGUUCCCCCUCCCUUCCCCCCCCUCCCCCACGAGAUUAAUCACUUUUAACAAUGGAACGUCGUAGCCUACGCUAUUACGCGGCAGUUUUGCGUUUUCUAAAACGAUUUCACCGUUUUACGGCAAGUUUUUUGACGACCAGUUUUUUUGAUAACGCGACCUUUUUAUGCCAGCAAUUCUUUGUACCACGUGAUCUUUGCUAUCUAUUAAAACACGACUUUUAUCCGUGUAAAAUCUUUCGACUGAAACGAGAAGAAAGUAUCGCGUUACCGUCUACUGUGACAAAAGUAAAAUUAACGUUCGACGAGAGCGAAAUCGGGAGGGCAGUUUCUUUGUGCCUAAUGAUCAUUAUGCUCUCUCGAGAUUUGGAUUCGAGAAUUCGAGACGAAACGACGAGCGAGCCUUGGCCUCGCGUUCGUUGCGCCUCGUAUACUAUUACUAAAAAGACGAUCGAGAGUUCGUCAUGGGUUUUCCUUCGGAGUCCUUCCUUCCUUCCUUCCUUCCUUCAUUAUUCAUCGGAUGUUAUCGAAUCUAGAAGCAAUCGUUUUUCCGUUUCCCUUAGCAUAAAUCUGCAUCGGCGUCGUUAGCCGUCUGGGCCUAGCCCAGCAUUAAACAUGCAACAUCGUGGCUCCCACAAUUUAUCACUGAUCAGUCGAACGGUCCUGUUUCGGUUCGGUACCGAGCGCGUGCAG
This is a messenger RNA of Monomorium pharaonis (pharaoh ant), 4670 nucleotides long. It is a transcript of the gene mthl1, whose product is annotated as probable G-protein coupled receptor Mth-like 1. The transcript has 7 exons. NCBI's taxonomy places the organism in Eukaryota, Metazoa, Arthropoda, Insecta, Hymenoptera, Formicidae. The record is from RefSeq and is a predicted model, not a curated record. Gene Ontology annotation, biological process: G protein-coupled receptor signaling pathway; cell surface receptor signaling pathway. Gene Ontology annotation, cellular component: membrane. The coding region runs from base 1 to 1773 and encodes 590 amino acids. Gene Ontology annotation, molecular function: G protein-coupled receptor activity.